AUGCGGCCUGAAAUUGAACAAGAACUCGCCCACACCUUACUGGUUGAGCUUCUGGCUUACCAGUUUGCGUCCCCGGUGCGAUGGAUCGAAACUCAGGAUGUCAUUCUUGCAGAAAAGCGAACAGAGCGGAUUGUGGAAAUCGGUCCCGCCGACACAUUGGGGGGGAUGGCAAGGAGGACGCUCGCGUCCAAGUAUGAAGCGUAUGACGCUGCCACUUCGGUGCAGCGGCAAAUUCUCUGCUACAACAAGGAUGCGAAGGAAAUUUACUACGACGUGGAUCCUGUCGAAGAAGAAGCAGAGGCUCCAGCUGCCUCACCUGCAGCUUCAGCCCCUACUGCCCCAGUUGCAGCUGCAGCUCCAGCUCCUACCGCAGUUGCCCCCGCUCCCAGCGCCGGACCAGCAGCAGCAGUCGACGAUAUUCCCGUCACGGCGGUAGAUGUGCUCCGAACACUAGUCGCACAAAAGUUGAAGAAGGGCUUAUCCGACGUUCCUCUCAGCAAAGCCAUCAAAGACCUGGUUGGAGGCAAGUCCACGUUACAGAAUGAGAUACUGGGAGACUUGGGCAAGGAGUUUGGGUCCACGCCGGAGAAACCUGAGGACACACCCUUGGAUGAAUUGGGUGCCUCGAUGCAGGCGACAUUCAAUGGCCAAUUGGGCAAGCAGUCCUCAUCUCUCAUUGCUCGUCUAGUCUCGUCAAAAAUGCCCGGAGGUUUCAACAUUACCGCUGUUCGGAAAUAUCUGGAAACACGAUGGGGCCUGGGUCCCGGUAGGCAAGAUGGCGUCCUCCUGCUUGCCCUCACCAUGGAGCCUCCUUCCCGAAUUGGGUCGGAGCCGGAUGCGAAGGCAUAUCUCGACGACGUUACCAACAAAUAUGCCGCCAAUGCAGGAAUCAAUCUCUCUGCUCCUACGGCUGGCAGCGACAGUGGGUCCGGUGCUGGUGGCAUGCUCAUGGACCCAGCCGCCAUCGAUGCUCUGACGAAAGAUCAACGGGCACUGUUCAAGCAGCAGCUGGAGAUCAUUGCACGCUACUUGAAGAUGGAUCUGCGUGCGGGCCAGAAGGCAUUCAUCGCUUCCCAAGAAACUCAAAAUGCGCUGCAAGCACAGCUUGAUCUCUGGCAAGCAGAACAUGGUGACGUGUACGCGUCUGGUAUUGAGCCAGCUUUCGAUUCACUAAAGGCUCGCGUCUAUGAUUCGUCUUGGAACUGGGCUCGUCAGGAUGCUUUGAGCAUGUAUUACGACAUUAUCUUUGGAAGGCUCAAGGUCGUGGACCGUGAAAUCGUCAGCCAGUGUAUCCGUAUCAUGAACCGCUCCAAUCCUCUCCUACUUGAUUUUAUGCAGUAUCACAUCGACAACUGUCCUACUGAGCGUGGUGAAACGUAUCAACUCGCCAAGGAGCUGGGACAGCAACUUAUCGAGAAUUGCAAGGAGGUUCUCGGAGUCGCCCCCGUCUAUAAGGACGUUGCGAUCCCCACCGGGCCCCAGACAACAAUCGACGCCCGAGGCAAUAUUGCCUAUAAAGAGGUGCCUCGGGCGAGCGCCAGGAAAUUGGAGCAUUACGUCAAGCAGAUGGCUGAGGGCGGUCCCAUCUCUGAAUACAGUAACCGGACCAAAGUGCAGAAUGACCUCAAGAGUGUCUACAAGCUGAUUCGUAAGCAACAUCGCAUGUCCAAGUCAUCCCAGCUUCAGUUCAAUGCGCUUUACAAGGAAGUCAUUCGCGCUCUCAGCAUGAACGAGAACCAAAUCAUGCCACAGGAGAAUGGCCACGCCAAGAAAGCUGGUCGGAACGGUGUCAAGCGCAAUGGCAGCCCUAGAGCUGGUAAGGUGGAAACUAUACCUUUCCUGCACCUCAAGAAGAAGCAUGAGCACGGGUGGGAAUACAACAAGAAGCUCACAGGUAUCUACUUGGACGUGCUCGAGUCCGCUGCUCGGUCGGGGUUGACCUUCCAGGGCAAGAAUGUCCUGAUGACCGGUGCUGGUGCUGGCUCUAUCGGAGCUGAGGUUCUGCAAGGUCUGAUUAGCGGUGGUGCCAAGGUGAUUGUAACAACAAGCCGAUUCUCCCGGGAAGUCACCGAAUACUACCAAGCCAUGUAUGCUCGUUAUGGCGCGCGUGGUUCUCAACUCGUGGUGGUGCCAUUCAACCAAGGCAGCAAGCAGGAUGUGGAAGCUCUGGUCGACUAUAUCUACGAUACAAAGAAGGGUCUCGGCUGGGACCUGGACUUUGUCGUGCCGUUUGCCGCAAUUCCGGAAAAUGGCCGGGAAAUCGACUCUAUUGAUUCUAAAUCUGAACUUGCCCAUCGCAUCAUGUUGACCAAUCUUCUGCGACUCCUGGGUUGCAUCAAGGCCCAGAAGCAGACCCAUGGCUUUGAGACUCGACCAGCACAGGUCAUCCUUCCCUUGUCUCCAAACCACGGCACCUUUGGGAACGACGGUCUGUACUCUGAGUCCAAACUUGCUCUGGAGACGCUCUUCAAUCGCUGGUACUCGGAGAAUUGGAGUAACUACCUCACAAUUUGUGGUGCAGUCAUUGGAUGGACACGUGGCACAGGCUUGAUGAGCGGCAACAACAUGGUCGCUGAGGGUGUCGAGAAACUCGGCGUUCGCACCUUCUCGCAGCAAGAAAUGGCGUUUAAUUUGCUCGGCCUGAUGGCGCCUGCAAUUGUCAACCUUUGUCAGCUCGACCCGGUCUGGGCUGACCUCAACGGUGGCCUUCAAUUUAUCCCCGACCUGAAGAGUCUCAUGACCAAGCUCCGCACAGACAUUAUGGAAACAAGCGAUGUUCGCCAAGCGGUUAUCAAGGAAACUGCAAUCGAAAACAAGGUUGUCAACGGUGAGGAAAGUGAACUCCUAUACAAGAAGGUGAUCGCAGAGCCUCGUGCAAACAUCAAGUUCCAAUUCCCCACUUUACCAGACUGGGAGCAAGACGUGAAGCCUUUGAACGAGAGUCUCAGGGGUAUGGUCAACCUGGACAAAGUUGUUGUCGUUACCGGUUUCGCUGAAGUUGGUCCUUGGGGUAACUCCCGUACCCGUUGGGAAAUGGAGGCUUACGGCAAAUUCUCGCUUGAGGGCUGCGUUGAGAUGGCCUGGAUCAUGGGCCUCAUUAAGCACCACAACGGCCCACUGAAGGGCAAGGCCUACUCAGGCUGGGUCGACGCGAAGACUGGUGAGCCAGUUGAUGAUAAGGAUGUCAAGGCCAAGUACGAGAAGCACAUUCUGGAGCAUUCUGGCAUUCGACUCAUCGAGCCCGAACUCUUCAAGGGCUACGACCCCAAGAAGAAGCAGCUUCUUCAGGAGAUCGUCAUCCAGGAAGAUCUCGAGCCUUUUGAAGCUUCGAAAGAGACUGCGGAGGAAUUCAAGCGCGAGCAUGGCGAGAAGGUCGAAAUCUUUGAGCUUCCAGAGUCCGGAGAAUUCACAGUCCGCCUUAAGAAGGGAGCGACCCUUCUCAUUCCUAAAGCUUUGCAGUUCGAUCGCCUCGUUGCUGGCCAGAUUCCCACUGGCUGGGAUGCAAAGAGAUAUGGUAUUCCUGACGAUAUCAUAGAGCAGGUUGAUCCUGUAACUCUCUUUGUACUUGUUUGCACAGCUGAAGCUAUGCUGUCGGCUGGUGUCACUGAUCCUUAUGAAUUCUACAAAUAUGUGCACCUGUCUGAAGUUGGAAACUGCAUUGGUUCGGGCAUUGGCGGCACCCAUGCUUUACGAGGAAUGUACAAGGAUCGAUACCUGGACAAGCCCCUCCAGAAGGAUAUUCUGCAGGAGUCUUUCAUCAACACAAUGAGCGCCUGGGUUAACAUGUUGCUCCUCUCCUCUACCGGACCAAUCAAGACCCCUGUGGGUGCAUGCGCCACUGCUGUGGAGUCUGUUGACAUCGGGUAUGAAACGAUUGUUGAAGGCAAGGCCCGAGUUUGCUUUGUUGGCGGUUUUGAUGACUUCCAAGAGGAAGGUUCAUACGAAUUUGCCAACAUGAAAGCCACCAGCAAUGCGGAGGAUGAGUUUGCUCAUGGCCGUACCCCGCAAGAGAUGUCUCGACCCACAACUACCACACGUGCUGGUUUCAUGGAGUCGCAGGGCUGCGGUAUGCAGCUCAUCAUGAGUGCCCAACUUGCCCUAGACAUGGGAGUGCCUAUAUAUGGUAUCAUUGCCCUGACUACGACAGCAACUGACAAGAUUGGCCGCUCUGUUCCGGCCCCCGGCCAAGGCGUUCUGACCACUGCACGAGAAAACCCAGGCAAAUUCCCCUCGCCUUUGCUGGAUAUUAAGUACCGUCGCCGCCAGUUGGAUCUGCGUAGGAAGCAGAUUAAGGAAUGGCAAGAGUCCGAACUGCUCUAUCUUCAAGAAGAGAUUGAGGCCAUGAAAGCGCAAGGGCUUGCGUCAUCUGACCUAUCCGAUUACAUGCAGGAACGUGCCCGGCACAUUGAACGGGAGGCUGUGCGGCAAGAGAAGGAUGCUCAAUUCAGCCUGGGCAACAACUUCUGGAAACAAGAUUCUCGUAUUGCGCCUCUGCGUGGUGCACUUGCUACUUGGGGUCUUACGGUCGACGAUAUCGGUGUUGCUUCGUUCCACGGUACUUCUACGGUUGCAAAUGACAAGAAUGAGUCCGAUGUCAUCUGCCAGCAGAUGAAACAUCUGGGCCGUAAGAAGGGAAAUGCCGUUCUUGGUAUAUUCCAGAAGUACCUUACUGGUCACCCCAAGGGUGCCGCCGGUGCAUGGAUGUUCAAUGGUUGCCUGCAAGUUCUUGACAGCGGCCUGGUACCUGGCAAUCGCAAUGCAGACAACGUUGAUAAGGUCAUGGAGAAGUUCGAUUACAUUGUUUAUCCCAGCCGUAGCAUCCAAACGGACGGAAUCAAAGCGUUCUCCGUCACGUCUUUCGGUUUCGGUCAGAAGGGUGCUCAGGUUAUCGGUAUUCACCCCAAGUACCUCUACGCGACCCUGGAUCGCUCUCAGUUCGAGGCGUACAAGGCGAAGGUUGAGUCUCGCCAAAAGAAGGCGUAUCGCUUCUUCCAUAAUGGUCUGAUCAACAACAGCAUCUUCGUUGCUAAGAACAAGGCGCCCUACGAAGAUAACAUCCAGAGCAACGUUUUCCUCAACCCAGACUACCGAGUGGCCGUUGAUAAGAAGACAUCCGAAUUGAAGUUCCCACCCGUGCCUCCAAAGGUCAGCGACAAGGAUGCUGAGAGCACCAGACAGAUGGUUGAGUCGCUCGCGAAGGCUCAUGCCGAAGAGGACUCCAGGAUAGGGGUGGACGUGGAGAACAUUGACGCCGUCAAUAUUGAAAAUGAAACCUUCAUCGAAAGGAACUUCACUGCCAGUGAGCAAGAAUACUGUCGCAAGGCACCAUCGCCACAGUCAUCAUUCGCUGGCCGGUGGAGCGCCAAAGAGGCAGUUUUCAAAUCGUUGGGCGUGUGCAGCAAGGGCGCCGGUGCGCCUCUGAAAGAUAUCGAAAUCUUGAGUGAUGCAAGCGGAGCCCCUGUGGUCAACCUCCACGGCGCUGCAGCCGAAGCUGCCAGGCAAGCUGGUGUUAAACAAGUGAGCGUCAGUAUCAGUCACAGCGAUUCUCAGGCUGUCGCGGUGGCAGUCUCGAAGUUCUAA
Aspergillus fischeri NRRL 181 is the source of this 5580-nucleotide messenger RNA. Its product is annotated as trifunctional fatty acid synthase subunit FAS2. The transcript is spliced from 3 exons. Bases 1 to 5580 code for a protein of 1859 amino acids. Gene Ontology annotation, cellular component: fatty acid synthase complex. NCBI's taxonomy places the organism in Eukaryota, Fungi, Ascomycota, Eurotiomycetes, Eurotiales, Aspergillaceae. Gene Ontology annotation, molecular function: 3-oxoacyl-[acyl-carrier-protein] reductase (NADPH) activity; holo-[acyl-carrier-protein] synthase activity; fatty acid synthase activity. Gene Ontology annotation, biological process: long-chain fatty acid biosynthetic process. The record is from RefSeq and is a predicted model, not a curated record.